CCCGCUGGGUUUCCAUGGCGACGGAUCCCCUGGCUUAUCCAUGGCGGCCGCGGCGCUGCCUUCGUCGUCCUCGGGAGCCGCUGGCGACGGGUAAAGCCCGGAGAGGUCGCGUUUUGGAGGGCAGCUGCUCCCCCCUUCCUCUUUUUCUCUUGCCCCCCCGUCCCCUCCCCGCUUUCAGGAUUCUUGCCUGCGCUGGCGAGGGAGGAGGGGGGAGGAGGCUGGUGCCUGCAGGUCGGACUCCUGGGUUCCCUAGAAGAAAAGUGGGUGCGCAUGCGUUUGUUUUGGUUUCCAUUCCACCCCCUCUGGUUGGUGACGCGUGUCUGCACUGUGACCAGUUCCUCCCCCUCUAUCUCACCCCCCGAGGAGGAGCCCUGUCGCAGCUGCACCACGGAGGCAGGCAGAAAUCCAACAGGUGCUGCAGGUUCCCAACAUCAGCCCAUUUCCGUUCAGAAGAGAACUUCUUUGUCUGCUCCGUUUCUGCCCCCAAGUGCAUCUGUCAAACGCACAGAGCAACCUCUUCAUUUAAAUAAAAAAGGUGUCAACCAGGCAUAGAUGAACUGCUCAAAACCCCAGUAUAGCGGGUGAUGAGGACAUGUAGAUAAUAUGGAAGUGAGUCUUUUGCCGCAUUCGUUUUGCCUAAGGAACUGGUUUGUAUUUUUCUGGCUGUGGGUAGUGACAAUAUUGGGGGGAAGAAGGGGGGCAAAAAUUGUGGGCAAAUUGCUUUUUUUUGCACGGGUGGGAGCUUUGCCCCAUCAGUAUCUGUUUGACUCCUGGGAGAGAAAUGUUUGCUGGACAUAAUAGAUUUUUGAAUGAGAAUAAACCCAUCUAGUUCACAAGAACAUCCUCAUCCUUAAUAUAUUUAGAACUGUGUAUGACACCGUCAGCUCCUUGGAUGAAAGACAGGAUACAAAUAAACAGCACCAGUCCUGGGCAUGUCGACUCAGAAGUCAGUCCCAUUGAGCUCAAUGGAGCUUGUUCCCAGGUAUUUGUGCACAGAAUUGCAGACUCAAAGACUUUGAGGAGUUCUUUGCCCAGCUGCAUGAGAGAGAAUCACGAUGAGCUGUAAGAGGGGUGCAACUUGGAAUUGUGUAUAUGAGAGAAAGACAAAGAAACAGAGUCAGGACUCCUGGGUUCUUUCAGAACACACUGAUUUUUGUGGCAGAAAAUCAAGACUUCUGAGUGUCUGUCACCACUCUGUGGAAGCUUCAUGGUUCGGAGGGAUUUAGGUCAGGUGUGAACAGAGACUCCUAGAGAAUUGGCUCUCUGGGCUGAAACUGUCUGCAAUAUAUUUCAUUUUGUACAUUUUUUCAACCUUUCCUUCAUCCAUUGCAGCAUUCAAGCCAAUUCCAAAUGGCUGGAUGCCCACUAUGACCCAGUGGCCAGCCUCUACACAUUUUCCUCUUGCGUCAGUAAGUCUGAGUUCGUUUUCUCUCUCCUUAAUAAGCAUUGUCUCUUUCCUGUUUUGAUGGGUGAAUAUGGCGAUCAUAAUGUACAGUGGUUGAGACAGGCAUAGUUUUGACUAUCUGCUGGUUCUCCCUGGGUUUGCAGUAGGUAAAAGCAUAUUUUGUUUUCCACACUGCAGCACGAGCAAUGCCUACUUUGUGACAGCUUGCUUUGGUGGAAGUGGUUAAGGAAGGAAGGCAAGGAUAGGUCCCGGCAGACUUGAGUGGUCUUUGGUGGGCCCUCUCCUGCUGGGACGCGGGUGGCGCUGUGGGUAAAACCUCAGCGCCUAGGACUUGCCGAUCGCAUGGUCGGCGGUUCGAAUCCCUGCGGCGGGGUGAGCUCCCGUCGUUCGGUCCCAGCUCCUGCCCACCUAGCAGUUCGAAAGCACCCUUAAGUGCAAGUAGAUAAAUAGGGACCGCUUACUAGCGGGAAGGUAAACGGCGUUCCGUGUGCUGCUCUGGUGCCGGUUCGCUGGAGCAGCUUCGUCACGCUGGCCACGUGACCCAGAAGUGUCUGUGGACAGCGCUGGCUCCCGGCCUCUAGAGUGAGAUGAGCGCACAACCCUAGAGUCUGUCAAGACUGGCCCAUACGGGCAGGGGUACCUUUACCUUUUACCUCCUGCUACAAUGUGCCUUGGUGGGUUUACCUGACAGCAGAGCUCUGAAUCAGUACCAGACAACUGGGAGCUGUCAUAUAGAUCUCCCAGAAUGCUCCAUAAUGUAACAUUGCUCUGGACCAUUGUGGGAAUAAGGAGUGACUCAGUCUGAGAACCACUCUUUUUAUAAGGCUGCAUCCUCUGUCCUGGAAUUUGUUGCCUCCAGUAGCAGACAUGUGGGGAUCAGAUGUGGCUUAGUAGUAUAGGAAAUGCUGUCUGCACAUGUUCAGAGCUGCGUCUUUCUUUUUUUGUCCAAUGGAAGGGAGGCACCCAGUUUCUACCCAUAGAAUGGCUGGAUAGGGAGGCAAUGGCUGACCAGUGCUGACCAGUGUCACCAUUUGGAUCUCUAAGAAGAAAAAUUGAGGGAGUGACCUGAGAAGCCCUAGUAGAAGUUAAGGCAAACAAAGUUGAUCAUCCACAUUGAUCAAUGGGGGUUGGACUUGAUGACCCUCAGGAUCCCUUCCAACUCUACGGUUCUAUAGUUCUAUGGCUGUAUGACUGAAGCUCGUCAGAAGACACCCCAUCUUCUGGGCAGUCGAGGCUAGUGAAGCACCCCUCAUUCCAACAUCAAGAAGCGAUGGCAUUGUGGAUAACCGAGGUCAGCAGUGUUGAUCCUCAUGCCCACCAGAAGGUGCGCCAUCCCCUUAUGGUAAUGUUGGGCUCACCAUGUCACCCUUCGUUCCACCAGAGGGUGCUACACCACUGUGUGGUUGAGGAAAGUGUAGCGCCAACCAUAUUGCAUCCUUUCCUCACCUGCUUUUACUUCUCCUGGAUGGUGGAGAUUCUUCUGUGGUCACAUGGCUGAUUUUAAAGCCUUCAAGGGUUGGGGGAGGUAUGUUAUUCUCCCACAGUGUCAGUUCAAGGCAUUUUGGGGUUUUGGGAGAAGUCUAUUAUUUCCUUGAAUUUCAGGAUUCUGAGUGGGUUAUUUCUUCCAAACCAGUAUUCGGAUUAAUACAGUACUUAAAUUCUCUGGUAUCUACUUUGUUUGCUUUGAUUUAAAGGUAAAGAAACACAUGGAAAGCCUCAGGACAAUAGUAGGGGUUCUCCAACAAGGGAAGUCACUCACUUCUGUUGAUCUCAUGAAAGCAUAUAGUUAAUUUUCCCUAUUCGAACAGCUCCAGAGAAGCUCCUUCCAUUCCAGCAUCCGAGUUUCUGCUAAAGCUGUGUGCCUCCCUGUUGACUUACCUGCAUCUGCAGGAGACUUGCAUUAACCUAUAUUUUCUUAACAAUUCUGUUGUUUGCAUCUGUCUAUCUUGGGGGACAAUGGAGGGGUGUGCCUCUGGGGUGAAGUCAAUUGCAGGUGACUUUACUUUCAACAGGGGAUGUUGCCUGGUAUCCUUAUAAAAAUAGUAGCUUUGGGGGGGAUGGGGCUCCUCUGCCCUCUCCCCUGUUUAUGUGUGGGUCUUUUUAAUGGGGCUGAUACAGGUUCUGCUGUCUUUUCCAGCCCUGGCUGACCUGCAUGGUGAUGGAGACUGUAAGGUAAGGGAACUGUCACUGUCACAUCCACAAACCCUUCUCUUGUACUGCCCAUAUUCAUCACACCUGCAAAUCUGCUGCCUUUUGGGUGCCUCUUCCCUUCUUUCUCUACCUCUCCAUCUGGCCUAAUAGGCUUUUGUUGCAUGAAUACCAUUUUUCUUGUGUAGAUUUUGAGUGCACGUUCCUAGUCUCCUCUUUGUUCCUUUUGCCUGCUUGCUUUUAGGUUUCAGAGCCUCCGAAGGGACACACAUCCUUGGGUCUCAUUCAAGGAGGCUCCUAGUUGUUGUUUUGCUUUCCCCCUUUCCCAGCUGGUGGUGGGCGACCUGGGCCCUACAGGACAUGAGAUGAAGCUGAAAGUGUACCACGGCAUGGACCUCCUGAGCGAGAAUGUCCUGUUGGACUUGCCCACAAGUGUGGCUGCCUUCCUGAUGGAGCGUCAUGAACUGUGUGUUCCUGCUGUGGGGGUGGCUGCCGGUCCCUACAUCUACGUGUACAAGAACAUGCGCCCCUACUUCCGCUAUGCUCUGCCCCCCUUGGAAGUCAACUCCACAGAGAAGGAUGUCUGGGAGCAGGCAAAGGAGGUGAGAAGGAGGAGGGAGGGCUUGGGGAAGCUGUCUGCUAGCCAGAACCCCUUUGGUCAUGGGUCUUUAGGUACCUUCCCUCCCAUCCUUCCUGCCUGAGGGCCAGUGUGGUUGGAGCAGAAGUGGUGAACUUCUGCCUGGCUCUCGGGUCUCUCUCAAGGCCAUAGCCUCCACCCCCAGACCAUACCCCUUACUAGACCUGCUUUUUCACCCUUCCUGGGUGCUUUUGCAAGGCUGGAAUAUGUUCUAUGAAGCCUCUUGCUUGCCUGUAUGGAGGGCAAAAAAGGGUUGUGUUGAAACUGCAUGAAAAUAUAAAAUUUGUAUCCAUUGCUCCAUCCACUUUUGCUGCUGGAUCUGCCCACCACUUGGUCAGCCGUUGACUGUCCUCCUUCUCUCUUGGUAGGACAAGGUUGACCUUCUGUCAAUGAAGGAGACACUGGAGAUGAUCCGGUAAGGAGCUCUGAAGCUGGGCAGGGCGAGACCAAGUCUUCUGAGCCAUCUCUAAACAUCAGGAGGAUAAGCAAACAAGGCUUGGGGGUCAACUAGGGGCAGGUGGGAAUGGAGAGCAUGCCAGGCGGAGGCGGGGGUUAUUUCUUACAUUGGCAUGCAAAAAAAUAUGCUUUAUAAUCCGCUUUUUGGUCACCCCCACAUGUCUGGGCUAUGAAAGCUCCCAUUUAAUUGACUAGAGAAGCAGAGUCUCAGGGCGAACAAGCUUGCCUAGGGCUCUGUGGUUCAGGACUGUUCACUGUGCCACACUGGCAUGAGCCACAGAAGCCCAAGGCUCUCCCCCCUGACUUGCCUGAUGUGUUUCAACAGGGAAAACGCAGACAGAGAAAAUACGGAGCCGCCCUUGUCAGUGCAGUCCUUGAGGUGAGUUCUUUGGUGUGGGCAGGGCUGGGAAUCUCCAGGCAGGGCUGGGAAAAGCUCCUGCCAGAAAUCCUGGAGAACUGCUGCCAGUCAGUGUAGUCUAUACUGAGUUAGAUUGGCCAGUGCUCUGACUCAGUACAAGGCAGUUUUGGAUGUUCCUGUAAUGCCCACUCCAGCCCAAGUUCUCUGCUUCAGGCUGAUGGGAACACAGCUUUGAUUGUGAGAAAUGGUCUCCUUUUUUCAUCCUCUGUUGAAGGCCGUCUCUCUCCCUCUCCCUCUCCCUCUCCCUCUCCCUCUCCCUCCCCCCCCUCUGUGUGGGCUGGGACCCUGGGCUCCUUUCAUCACCUUCCCCAUCUGCUCUGCAGGUUCCUGGCCCUUGACCCUCCUGAGAUGGAGUCCUUUGUGAACCAGUAUAAAAUGCAGCCGCUCAAGCGCCAGGUGUGUACUCUGAUGUUCCAUAUCCACUCCUGCCCUGAACAUCCCAGAAGAGGAAGAGGUUUGGGAUGCUGUUUGGUUGAUCCCAGGCAAAUAUUGCCAACUCUUCCCUGAAGCCAAGAAUGGCCUUGCUUAGGUGACACAUCUUUUAAAAUCACGACUUGGGGCAAUCAAGUAGCAAAAGGGUUAGGCACAAGCUUCCCAUGCCCCCAAAUGUCCCAGAUUGGAAGUGCACUUACAGAACCAGUUGCCCAUGGCUGGGAAACAUAUCCUAGUCCCUUGGGGUUCACCUCUCUUGAUGCAUAAAGUUGCCCCUUUGCCCCUCCUUAUCUUUCAGUCACUGAUUACCUGUAUGACUACCCUGAAGAAGAGCGUGGCAGACGAGGGCUCUAUCAGCUGCCUGGUGCUUGGGACGGAGAACAGCGACAUCAUCAUCUUGGAUCCUGAGCCCUUCAGUAUGCUGGUGCAGGUGAGGCCCUGGAGAAGAGUGCUCUGAAGCUCAAUAGCAUGCUUAUUUCAAGAGGGGAAAGAGAGGGCCAUUUUGUUCUCUGCCUUAUGCCCUUUGAGGCUAAGCGGAAGCCGCUCGCUCUGGUGUUCCUCACAAUCGCAACAACCAGUUGCAGAAUUCAAGACAAUGUUGGGGGAAUCGAGUAUUGGAGUCGGGACUGAGGAGAUCUGCUUUCAGAUUUGCUCCCAACCCUGAAGUUAACUGGGCGAUCUUGGGCAGCCAUCAUAUUUCAGCCUUAACCUACCACCGAUGGAUGUUAUGAGGAUGCAAAAGGAAUAUUUUUACAAAUUUCCUCCCUGGGAGGAAGUGUGGGAUACAAAUGCAAUGAAUGAAUAAAACAAUAAGCUGUUCGAUUCACCAUUCCCUGUAGUGGGAGCUAGACCAUGAAGGUGAUUGGGACACUGCGCCACCAAUCUUAGUCUGGCUUUUGCCAACCUCCACUUCACUGUUUCCUUACUUAGAAGUGUGGCUGCACUUGUCUGGCUCCAGUUACUGUUGCCUUGUGCCCUAUCAGUUCUGGUAAGUGCCAACCUCCACUGAUUGCAUGGCUUCCGGUUUAAAAACGACAACAAAGAGCAGGUUUCUAGAUUUUGUAGGUUUGAAUGCUGUGGCCCAUGUCUGUGAAAUCUCAGGAGGCUGAGUUUCAGUGGCAGGGAUAUUGGUAACGAAUGGGGGUGUCUGUUUCAACUAGAAAACCCUCAAAACUGCCCAGGGGUGACCACCCGCCUGCCAAUCCCAUCCUGGUGAUGUGACUAUUUAAAAUAGGUCCCUCUCGCGUCUGUCCCCUGCGAGGCAACAUGCCAGGGAGUGGGGCAGUAUCCGGCUUCAGCACUGUUUUUCUUUUUUAAUGGCAGACAAAGGUACCAAGCGUGCCAGCCUUUCUGGACGUCACAGGACAGUACGAUGUGGAAUAUCGGCUCAUAGUGGCCUGCCGUAAUGGGUGCAUUUACAUCCUCCGCAGGUGGGCAGAGGAGGAGCUGCUGGGGGUGUUUUGGGAGGGCAGAGAGGGCCUGAUGGGUUGAAGAGGGAGGCUGACAUAUUUCAGAGCAAGCUCUUAAGAAUAUGGCAAGGAAAAGCCCCAUAUCUUGUGCAUCACCCAUCUUGGCACUGGAGUUGCCUGCUUUGCUGACCACAAGGAGGCCAGGCCUGGACUUGACCUGCCACUGCUGUCUUUCUCUCCCACGCAGGAACUCCAAGCGACAUAAAUACUGCAUUGAGCUGAGUUCUCAAGCCGUGGGCUUGUCCUGGGUCCAAAAGAACAUUGUGGUGGCCUGCUCCGACGAAACCCUUCAAAGCUUUACUCAGAAGGUUGUGGGGUCAUGGGGUGGAGGGCAGCUUUAAUCACUGGCCACAGCUUUGGCAAUCUGCCUCACCUCAAACUGUCAACUGAAGGCAGCAGCUCUUAACUUGAACCUUGGCUCACUUCUGGAACUCAAGGUGCAUUAGAGUUAAGUGAAUGGAGCCAAGGUACAUUGAAGGGCAUUGUGUUGUGUAAGUGUAUGCAUGUGGUCCCCAGGUGGUGCUAUUGCUGUGCCCAAUUCUGUUUUAAAGGAGGAUCUUGUUAAAAGAAGGGUAAUCCUAGUGGGGGGUGGAGGGCCUUAAUUAGCAAGGAAAUCAAUUGGGGGCCAGGUUGGAGAAGCUGUUCUGUCGGGUUCCUGAAUGUCUUUUUCUCGUGGCAGGGGAAGAAGCUCUGGGUGGUCCCGUUGCCAGCCACCCCCAUCACUUUGAGUCUCAUAGAUGAGAAGUUCCAGAGCUUCCAUGCUGUUCUGGUCGCCUUGGCCAAUAUGGAGGUGCACAUAUACCAGGACAAGAACCUUGUGAACAUCAUCCAAACGCAGGUGAGAGGCAGGAACAGGGGGUGCCCACAUUCAGGGCUGAAUGAGGGCAUUCUGGUGGUUUGGCACAGGAGCUGGUUGCAGCGUGGGUGGGGGAGGUGUUUGUGUGUGAGACUGUAUGUUUGUUUCUCUGAGCCCAGGCUGCUCUGUCUCAUCCCUCACUCUAACGGGAUGUGUGUUUGUCAUCUGUGGGAUUGAAACAGGAGAACUAGAGAACCAAGACUCCUUGAGUAAGUUCCUGGAAAACAUGGCUCCUGUUGAAUGUGGGUCUGGUAAGGCAUUGGAACUUGCCUAUGACUUGGUCACACCACUGGUCCUUCUUGCCCAGGAUCCCUUUUCAAACUGGGGAUGUUGAGGAUUCAACCUGCAUGCAAAGCAGAAACUCCCUUGGUCCAGAGAGGCACCCUUCCUGCUGCAGAUGGCCUUCCCUACAGUUCCCUUCUUCAGUAACAGUUCACAGGCUGUAUCCUCACUCAGCCUACCUGUUCCAGACCUGCUGUGGGCCGUUCCUGGCCCUUCUCAGCUCCUGAACUGAGCACACAGGGAGAGGGAGACUGUUCUUGGCAGAGGGAGGACCCACAGGAGGUGAAGGAGAGCUGGCAGGGAGGCAACCUGGGAGGAGAUGAGGUGCCCUGGGCUGGGAGGGUGGAGAUGCAGUGAGAGAGCCAUGAGAAGACAAAGAGCUCCCAUAGGGAUGUGGGAACCUGACAAAGGCCAAGUCACACCAUUGGUCCAUCUAGCUCAGUAUUGGCUACCACUGAUUGGUCGCUGCUCUCCAGGGUUUCAGGCAGAGGAUAUUCCCAGCCUUCCUCCUAGCUGGAGAGGCCAUUGGGGAUUGAAUCUCAGACCUUCAGCAUGAAAAGCAGGUGCUGCACUACUGGCAAAGACCAAAUCAAAGAAAGGAAAGCUAUACGGCCACACCAAAGACAAGCCCACCUGUCUUCCUUCUCCCUGCGAAAAGCAGCAACCCACCUUCAUCUCUUUUUCUCUGUUUCUGCUGCCAGGACGUUGUCAGCAGCAUCUGCUUCGGCCGCUAUGGGAGGGAAGAUAACACGCUUGUCAUGACCACCAAAGGUAAGAGCAGAUGUUGUGCCUUGUGAAGUCAGAGCACUGAGCCCGACCUUCUGCCCUUCCCCAGGGGGCAGCCAGCAGGUAGCAUUCAGGGGUAAGCUGCACCUGAGCAUAGAGGCUUUGAAAUCUACAGAGCUAGAGUCUGGUUGCAGCAUGCAGUUGUCCCUCCUGAUAUGGAGCCCAAGCUGUGAAGAACGAGGUGCAGCUGAGAAUUUUGCUGAAGAUGCUCAUCUCUCAGGCUUUCUUGGGAGAAAGUCAUGUUGGUCUAAACUUGCUGGAGUGGGUUGUAUUGAACAGGGGUGGAGAGCCUAUCAAGUGAAGGCACUUCCCUGUCCUACUUGACUCCUUGCCCAUCUGUCGUUUCUCCCCCUUCUCUCUCUUAAAAAUUAUUUAUAGUUUUCAGAUUUAUACGGUUCACUGAUUAUACAAUCAUUUUGACAUUUCAAAACUUGACUUCCUUCCCCCACUUUCUGCAGUUCCUUAACUUUAUUUUUAAUAUCUUCUGCAUAUCCAAAUUAGCUUAAUUUGUUCAUUUAUUCAUCUUCUUUAAAUAUAUACUCUUAAGAAACUGCAGGUUAUUACAAGAAUCCUGCCAAUGUUUUUAUCUGCUUACAAUUUAUCUGUAAAUAUUCAAUAAACCAUUUCCAUUAUUUUAUAAAAAGUUUGUUAUCUUGAUUUCUUAUCCUUCCAGUAAGUUUAGCUAUUUCUGCAUAUUCCAUAAGUUUUUGUAUCCAUUCUUCCUUUGCUGGGACUUCUUCUUCUUCUUUCCAUUUUUGGGCGAGUAGCAUUCUUGCCGCUGUAGUCGCAUACAUGAGUUUCUGCUCUUCUCCUAGGCGGGGGCCUGAUCAUCAAGAUCCUAAAACGCACUGCCACGUUUGACAAGCGGGAUGCGGUUGUCGGAGCCCCCGUCGCCCAGAGCAUCAAGCUCAACGUGCCCAAGAAGACAAAGCUGUAUGUGGACCAGACGCUACGGGAGCGGGAGAGUGGCGUGGGUGAGUCGCAUGAGCAGUGCGUCUCGGAGCAUGGCAGCCUCUCUUACAGGCACACAACAUCCCAGCCAGAUGCAAACUCCUAGCUCCUUCCUCUAUGGUCUCUGGAUCAGGAAACAUUUCCUCCUUACACAUGUAGAGGCUUUAGGAAUCUCUCUUUGAAUAAACCUUAAAAAUGGCUAGUUUUUUUGUUUACCUUUUUUAUAUAAUAAUUUAUUGAUUUUCCAAAAAUAACAAUUAAAAAAACCCAGAAAAAAUCAUAACCAAAUUAAACCAUGAAUUUUGAUCGACUUCCCUCCACUCCCCCUCUUGGUUCCAUUACAAUGUACUUGUUUAUGCACAUCCAUAAAACCUUAUAUACUUAACAAUCCAAUGUUAAAACCUUCUUCAUCUUAUUACAGGUGACUUUUAAAAGUUAUACUAAUGUAAAAAUCUGUACACAAAGCUUUAAAAAUAUGCUUUAAACAAUUGCCCUUUUUUGUAAUGAUUUGUCCUGGAUAGUUUAAUAAUUUAUUUUGCCAAUCUUCAUCUUUAUCUUCUUCUUUAUGUUCUUUGGCUGAGGCUUCUUCCUUCCAUAGGGGCUGGCUGGUCUUGGCCUGGAGUUCAAUCUCGCGUAUCGGAACAAAGUAUUUCGUUCAAACAAUUCAUCAAGUCCUGUACAUCUCAAUACCAUAACUGUGUUUGAUCAUAUUUUUCCACAGUUGCAGCAUAAGAACCCCCGAGAAUUCUGCUAAACACAAAAGUCCCUGUUCAUAUUUUGUGGCUAUGAAUACAAACUGGUGGGACGUGGGUGGCGCUGUGGGUUAAACCACAGAGCCUAGGACUUGCCGAUCAGAAGGUCGGCAGUUCGAAUCCCCGCAACGGGGUGAGCUCCCGUUGCUCGGUUCCUGCUCCUGCCAACCUAGCAGUUCGAAAGCACAUCAAAGUGCAAGUAGAUAAAUAGGUACCGCUCCGGCGGGAAGGUAAACGGCGUUUCCGUGUGCUGCUCUGGUUCGACAGAAGCGGCUUAGUCAUGCUGGCCACAUGACCCGGAAGCUGUCUGCGGACAAAUGCCGGCUCCUUCGGCCUAUAGAGCGAGAUGAGCGCCGCAAUCCCAGAGUCGGUCACUACUGGACCUAAUGGUCAGGGGUCCCUUUACCUUUACCUUAUACAGGAAGACCUUUAUGUGGAGCGUUGUUUGUGGGUGAUCUCAGCCAGGAAAGAGAUGCUCAGAAUUGAUUCUAGGACCUAAGUGCUCUAGCACAACAGACCCCCUAAUUUCUGCAGGCAGAGGGUGGUUUGAUGACGGCACAAGGGAAGGUCUCAUUUCUCUCCUCCCUCCUCCCUGUUUCACUUUGCUUCCUUCCCAUUCCCCGCCCUCGCCCAGCCAUGCACCGGGUGUUUCAGACGGACCUGAGCCGCAUCCGACUCAUGGCGGCCCGAGCCUACGCCCAAGCGCUUCAGUGCAACAUGACGCCUGUGUCUGAGUCGGCGCAGGAGCAGCUGAAGAUGAACGCUGUGGUGAGGAGGAAGGGGGAGGGGGAAAUGAAUACAGGAUUGGUCUGAAUCGAGGCGGGCUUCCUUGAAAAUGGUGCCAAUCCCUGGAAAAGAGAAGACAGCUGGAGGGGUGACCCCAGGAUGGGGUGAGGGGAGGAAAGGAAAUAGUGCGUUAAAUCAGAGGAUGGUGCAAGAAAAAAGGUGGGCUGCUUUUAAAAAAAGGAGUAAAUUGGUCCCAGCCAGGGAAGAGUGGAUAACCAAGAUGAUGGACUGUGCCGAAAUGGCGAAGAUGACAGUGAAGAUCAGACACCAAGAUGAGGAAAAAUUCAGUAAAGAAUGGGGGGCAGGGAUUAUAGAGCAUCUUAAAGACCACUGUAAAUAUUUAAAAAUGCUAGCAGGAUUGUUAUAACACUUAUAAUGAAACAAAAUUAAAGUUCUAACAAAGAGAUAAAAUGGAUUGGGGAAAUGUGAUUAGAUGCAAUAGAAAGAAUAAUUAAAAAUGGGAAACUAGGGGAGGGUGGGGGAAGUCCAGGGAUUCAAGUAAUCUCAAAUGUGUAAAAAUUGAAAAUGAUUUAAAUGUAUAAGAAUUUUGUUAAAAAUGAAAAUAAAAUAGUUAAAAAUAAAUAAAUAAAUGGAGUAAAUUAGGAAUUCUUGAGAAGGGAUGGGCUUUGCUUGAGCUGUUGUAUCCAACUAAGUCAUGCUCACAGUAGACUCACUGAACUCAAUAAACUGGAGUAGCUCAAGUUCAUUGGCGUCAGUGGGCCUAAUCUGAUUUUGGGUCCCUCUGGAUUACCUGUUUGUUGAGAAUUCAUCCUUAUUUUCUUGCACAGACCUUAGGAGGAGGUUUGAUUAUAUCUGGUCAUUAAUGAGCAUUAUACCUCUUCCCAUUAAUCAUUUGUUCAUCCCAUAUUUUGUAUUUCCCUCUCACUUUCCAAACCGUAAAAUGUCCAGUUCUUUUUUUUAAAGUGGAUUUGUUGUGCUAGGGCUGUGCAAACCUAAAGUUCCCAUGUGCUUUCCCCUGCAAAAUAGUGAAAGUCCGGAGGCACCUUUGGGUUGGAUAUUACCCAGAGUCCCCUCUUGAUGAAAUGUUGAGACAUUGCUGAGACACUUCCCCCCCCCCCCAUCCUCAUUCCCCUUUGUCUCACACGCUCAUUCCCAUAAUGCACUUCUCUCCCUUCUGCAGGUCCAGGGCAUGGGCCCUACCUUCAAGUUGACCCUUAACCUCCAGAACAUGUCAGAUACCCGUGCAGUCGCCAACCUUCUCAUCAGCUUCCUGUAUGAUGAAAAACUCUACUCCAUAGAGCAUUCUUUCUUUAAGGUAAUUCCAUCCUUCUCCUAAAUUGGAUCUCCCCUGACUCCCUCUCCUAAAUGUUUUGCACAGGCCCCCUGUAUAACCAGUCCAGCAGCCUUCUCAGAGUAGAGUUGUCAUGCGUCUGGAAUUUCCGGGACAUAGCUGCGAUUAGGCGGUCAGAAGCAGUGUCCGGGCGGGAAACACUAAGAUGUCCUUGAAAAUCCAGACAUAUGGCAACCCAUGUCAGAAGUGUAGGUUAUCCCUGUUUAGGGAAGCUUUUAAUAUUUGAUGAAUCAUUGUAUUUUAAUAUUCUGCUGGAAGCCACCCAGAGCGGCUGUUGAAAGCCAGCCAGAUGGGCGGGGUAGAAAUAAUAAAAUUAUUAUUAUUAUUAUUAUUAUUAUUAUUAUUAUUGAUUUCCUUACAAAUAGCUCAAAAACUUUUUUUAUUGAGAUUUUGCAAAAAUAGCUCAACAACUUUGGCCAAAAACCCUAACUCAGGCUCAGCUGGAGUUACAGAUUUGCCCCUUGCUACACGCCUCCCUCCUUGGGCUCUUAGCCCUCUUCCCCAACACGCUGCUUGCCAUAAGAAUUUCCUGCAUUUUUCUUGCCUCCCUGCAGACUCCCAUGUUGGUUCCAGGAUUGAAUUACCCUCUGGCCACCUUUGUGGAGUGUCUGAGCGAACAAGGGACCUCGGAUAUUAUUAAGGUUAGUGUUCCUGCUUUGAUUCCCCACCCCACUCCUGACAGGCCUGCCCCUUGACUUCCCAUGCCAUUGAUUUCCCAGUUGUUUCAGUCUUGGGGGGCUUGCCUGUCAAAAGAAAAAGCCUGCCUUCCCUGUGCCUUGUUCCCAGUUUGUAUGCUGACUUGCAAUCCAAGAUGGCCGCUGUGUUGGCAUGCCGACCACAGGCCCUCCCUCCUCUCAUCUCCUUCGUGUUGCAGGUGUUUGUGUUGCACGAGGGGGAGCCUGAACCACUGCUGACGGCGCACAUCAACAUGCCUGUCAGCGAAGGCCUGGCGGCUGUGUGAGCUCAAGGUCGAGUGUGAGCUCAGGGUUGAGCGGAGGAGAGGAAAAGGGCCAACCCACUUGUAGUCUUCUCUCUGGGCCGUGUGCCUCAGCAGUAGCAUAGACUUUACCUCCAUCAGUUCUGGGAAGGGCCACCUGGAGAGGAGCGCCACCCUAGGAUAGCCGGCGUCAUUUGCGAUGGAGGUAUGCGGAGUUCCUCCUCACACUGAGGAAGAGCCCACAUCCAGGGGCUGCCACAGGAUUAGCCACAGCUCGUCUGCUGGGCCCAGAAAUGGAGAGGUGGAACAGCAAAUGAAGUCCAGUGGUUCAAGAGCCCAAUAAAUUUUAUUUAUUCUUAUGCUUGUCUUUGGGGCAUGUAUCUGGGUGAAGGUGUUUGGAGCAUUGGAGAAGGAUGUACAGUCAUACCUCGGAAUGAAUACGCUUCAGGUUGAGCAUUUUCAGGUUGUGCUCCGCGGAGACCCGGAAGUAACGAAGCACGUUACUUACGGGUUUUGCCACUCGCGCAUGCACAGACUCUCAAAAUGAUAUCACGCGCAUGCAUGGAAGUGGCAAAACGCGACACGCACACGCACAGUCACAUAUUACAUUCGCUUCAGGAUGCGAACGGGGCUCCGGAACAGAUCCCGUUCGAAUCCAGAGGUACCACUGUGCAGAAACGAUCAGGGGGCUUGAGCACCUCUGCUAUGAUUGGAAGUUAAAAUUUGUUGGACUUUUUUUCUUUAGAGAGGAGGGAUAUGGCCAUUGAUUGAUUGAUUGAUUGAAUUUAUAUACCGCCCUAUACCCAGAGGUCUCAGGGCAGCUCACAGAACAAAAUCAAAAUACAAAACCACAAAAUAUAUAAUUAAAGUAAAAGCACAUCCCAGUAACCCCUUUUGAGCAUAAGGGUGCGGAGGGAGAUGUGAAGGCAGAACCCCUGUGAGGCUGUUUCCAGGUUUGAAUGAGUCCUCAGUGGACUCUCCUUCUUCCCCAGAGAUCCCUUCUCCUGCCUAUGGCUAUUCCUGGCUAGAGCAAUAGAUGGUAUCAGGCCAUUAUUUAAGAUUUCGGACAGUGCCCUCACAAUGCCUGAUGCUUCCACUGUUCUGGAGCAUAGUGGGAAAUAUAGAUUCACAUGCAGCAGCCACUUGGCCCAGGACAAGCAUCAGCUCCUCAAAGCCCUCCACUCCCAAUAGUUGCCCGAGACGUCUGCAUGCUGACACUGGGGCCUGAAUUCAUGUCACAUGUGGAACUGGGCUGCCCAUCUAUUAGGUUCUCUGUUUUGAGACGUGGGCUGGGGGAGAAUUUAAUUCCGCUCAAACUGAAAUGUAAAUCUUCCCAAUCCACAGUGAUGCACAGUGUGGAGGGAGUAGAUGGAGAGAAGUUUUCUCCCUCUCAUAAUGCUGUAACAUGGGGUUAUCCAGCAAAGCUGGAGAGAGGGAGGCCAGACAACAAGAAGUCCUUCUUCACCUUAGACCUAUCUUUUGGGUUCUGGGGUGCUGCAGACGAGGAGCAAGCGCCCUCAAGGUCUGAACCAAAGUUUGGUUUCAGGAAGCCACAGUCAUCUGCCAUAAAACUUUGAAAUAAGCUGAAAUACAGUGACAGCCCCUACAGUUGCUGAGUAGUUUUGAUUUCUGAAAACCUUUUUUGUUCCUUGCCAAUUAUUAUUAUUAUUAUCAUGAUCAUCGCUCUACCUCUUGGGUUUAGCUGAAUUUGGACCGGGAGCAGGUUCCCUCCUGUGAAAGCAGAUUUCCUCAUAUGACUUCUGAUAUCUUGUGUAUCCCUGCUGAAAUCCAAGAAAGCCUUUGUGACCCUUUUCGUUUUAUUUUAUUUGAAGUCCUGCGAGUCAGUAUCAAGUCUCAUUAUUUGCUCCACUGAUAUCUAUGGUUGUCUUUUUAUUUGGCAUACUCCCUGUUCCGAGUUACUUGUGUUUUCUGUUGGACUAAACUGGAAUGUGGAAGAUAAGAAUGAAAAAGACACUCCACAUGGCAUAAAACAUAGGAGAUAGGCAUGAAAGAACAUGAAUACUCUCUAUGUUGGGCUUCUCAAGGCUGAGGCUGGUGAUUUCUGCUCUAGAUAGCAGCACAGCUGGUGACUAUUAUCCUUCUUUAUAACAUAAACACCAACAUGAGAAUUUAAUUCUCGGGUUGUCUGGGGCAGGUCAUGGAGUAGAAGAGAUUGCUUUGAAUCAAUGCAUAGUUCACACCAAAGCUUCUUUAUAUUUAGAUGGAAUUUUGAAUAUAUUUUGUCUGUCUCUAGAUUUCACUUCCCUUUUGUUUUUCCAAUUCUGUUAUUCUGUGAUCAUAUUGUGGUUUGUUGUACCAUCUCAUACAACACUGUUGAGAACAUAAACUUUGGGUCGUUC
Molecule: messenger RNA, 15987 nt
Organism: Podarcis lilfordi (Lilford's wall lizard)
Lineage: Eukaryota; Metazoa; Chordata; Lepidosauria; Squamata; Lacertidae
Source: the annotation of a GenBank genome assembly